AUGAGUGACUAAUUAAAUUUUAAUCUUAAACUUUUUAGAGAAAGAAUAACUGAUAAAUAUUAAAGAAACUCAUCAAAUACAAGGAUAGGAUAAGAUAAUUAAUUAAGUAGUCAAAGAAAAUCAUUCAAAAAAAAGUAAUUUUUUAUUUAAUGGAAGUGCUCCAACUCUUGAUUUAUUAUCUAGUAAAUUAUAAAAUUAUAGUCUUAAUAAGUUCAAAACAGAUUCCAGAGUUUGUUCUCCUAAACAUUUAUCAUCUCCUGUCACUAUUAAUGGUAUGCAAUAGAAGUAAAAAUAAAAUUUAUUUUAGAAUAAAAUCUAUAACAACUUCACCAUAAAGAUUUAUUAAUAAUCAUUUUGGACAUCCUCUAAAAAGUCCUAAAUCUACAAUUACAUAAUUUUAAGGUUUUUAUUAAUCUCCUAGAGCAUACACAGAUAGAAAUGAGUAUUAAGAAAUUAGAAGAUAUAACUCAAAUAAUGAUAUUACUGAGAUGAUACCUUUGCAUGAUUUAGUUAAUAUGAGGAACAAAUUAGAAAAUUAUGAUAUUAAUGCUGCACAUAUAUCACCUACAUAUCUUAGUGAAAUAGUGAAAUUAGCACAUGUUAUCAAUACAUAAUUAUAGAAAAAAUGA
Paramecium pentaurelia is the source of this 629-nucleotide messenger RNA. The record is from the annotation of a GenBank genome assembly. Lineage: Eukaryota; Ciliophora; Oligohymenophorea; Peniculida; Parameciidae.